GCACGCGGGCCCGUCCGACGGCAGAGGUCUGUGCACCCUGGUCAGGAAGGGUCUCACCUUCGUCGAACAUCGACUAAGCAACGUCAGGAUCGAACACACGCUCACCGAACUCAUACCGACCAAGCAAAGAAAAAACAGCAUCUUCAUUUUGAAUAUCUACAGUAACCCAUCGCAGAGACUGCAGAGGUUCAAAGCCAUUCUUCACAAGGCAAGCACGACGGCCGGCCAGAGCACGCUGGUCGCGUGCGGCGACUUUAAUGCUAUGGAUCCGGCGUGGGGCUACGUCAAGAGUAAUGCGAAAGGCAGAAACCUAUCCCACGAUGCGGCGGAGCUCGACUACACACUCAUAACCGACCCGGCUCUCCCAACGAGAAUGGGCAACUCCGUGUCCCGAGAUACCACCCCUGACCUCACGUUCGUCAAGAACAAUGAACCGAUCACGAUCACGUGGAGGAACACGGGGAUGGACCUCGGCAGCGACCACAUGAUAGUGGAAAUCGUCAUACCGGAGCAGAGCAGUGCUAAUGUCAGGAAACAUACGUGGAUCGAUUGGACCGCAUUCAGAGAUAACAGAAAUCAGGAGGCGGAAGAAGAGACCGAAAUUGAUGACAUCGAAACAUGGACCAACAAGAUCAUUCAAGACGUUCAAAACUCAACCAAGAACAUAGAAACAGACCUCGAAACGAACACAAUGGACAGCCGACUGGCACACCUCAUCGAGGCCAAGCAGUCCAUACUCAACAGAUGGAAAAAGCUACGCCUCAAUCGUAGGCUACGGAAAAAAGUCGCAGAACUUAACAGGACAAUCGAGGAAUACUGUCGCACGCUAUGCGCCCAACAAUGGGACGAGAUAUGCAACGCCGCCGACGGACAGAUGCAUAACGGGAAAACGUGGAACUUGCUUAGGCAUCUGCUCGACAAAACUAAGACUAAGUCACACCAAAGAGACCGACUGGCGAAACUCAUCCAUCGAGAGGUCACUAAACACGGAGCCGAGCAUGUGACGAAGCGCAUCAGCGACAGAUACCUGCCGACUACUCCAACGGAGUGCCACGGGCCGUACGGGGGGCUACGCAACGAGCGUCUUGACAGAGACAUAGACGUAGAGGAGGUUCGCACGGCGCUGCAAGACCUCAACAGCAAGUCGGCGGCCGGACCGGACCGCAUCACCAACAAAGCACUCAAGAACCUCGACGACAAAUCCAUCGAAAGUCUCACGAGCUACUACAACAAAUGCUGGAAAACGGGAACGCUGCCGACGCAGUGGAAGAAGGCCAAGACUAUCCUGAUCCCCAAGCCGGGCAAGCCACCAGACACCGACAACCUCCGACCCAUAUCGCUCACGUCUUGCAUGGGCAAGGUGCUGGAGCACGUCCUGCUCAAGAGGUGGCAGGAAUACCUCGAGAAAGAGGACCUCUACCCGGAAACGAUCAUCGGCUUCAGGCAGCACCUCAGUACCCAAGACGCAAUGAUUCAACUCAAGCACCAGAUCAUCGACGGCAACACCAGCGACAACAAAGCGAUAUUGGGACUCGAUCUGCAGAGCGCCUUCGACAAGGUGAGGCACUCGGCGAUCCUAUGCCAAGUCUCGAAACUCAACAUGGGAGAGAGAUCAUACAAAUACAUCAAAGAUUUUCUCACGGACAGAACUGCCGAGCUCAGAGCGGGGGAUCUCCAAGCGCAAGAGAAGAAGCUGGGAAGCACAGGCACACCUCAAGGAUCAGUCAUCUCGCCGAUGCUUUUCAACCUGGUGAUGAUAGGAGUGGCCGAAAGGCUCGGAAACAUCAAGGAAGUUCGACACACGAUAUACGCGGACGACAUAACGCUGUGGGUGGAAGGGGGCAGCGAUGCCCACAUCGAAUCCACUCUACAGGCGGCUGUCGACGCGAUCGAAGACCACCUUGACGGAACGGGGCUCAGGUGCUCGCCGAGCAAGUCGGAGCUCCUUGUAUACCCGCCCGUCAAGCACCGCAAACCCAAGAGCAGCCCGAGAAACUACGAGGCAAUCAAAGUGAAGAGCAGAGAAGGAAACGAGAUCCCAAGAGUCACCAAGAUCAGAAUCUUAGGAAUGACGAUCGAGACGCACGGCAGAAACGGUGACACUGUCACCCGGCUCAUAGCGAAAGCGGCAAACGCCACGAGACUACUCAAGCGAGUCACGACCAAGAAAAGUGGAAUGAGGGAAGAGAGCCUGAUCAGACUCAUCCACUCGUUUGUCAUAUGCCACAGUGUAGCGUACGUGGCGGCCUACCACAAGUGGAAGAAGAGCGAGAGAAACAAGAUAAAUAUACUCAUCCGUAGGGCCUUCAAGACGGCAAUGGGACUGUUCGAAACAACGAGCACCAACCGCCUCCUGCAGCUGGGGGUGCACAAUACGCUAGAGGAGAUAGCGGAAGCCCAACGCAACGCUCAACUCGAAAGACUAUCUACGACCAAGGCCGGCCGGAAAAUCCUGGACAACCUGGGAGUUGGCUACCAAGGCAGGGAGCGGACGCAGCUCCCCAUCCCCGAUGAGAUCAGGAACAACAUCAGAGUGGACUCUAUACCGAGGAACAUGCACCCGGAGUAUAACAAAGGGAGGAGAGCGGCGAGAGCCAGGGCCCUGAUAGAUCAGCACGCGGCCGACGGACACGCACGCUACGUGGACGCGGCUGAAUACGCCAAGCUACACGGUUUCACGACAGUUGUCGUCGACGCGACCGGCACCGUUCGCACGACCGCCAGCACGAGAUGCACCAAGGCAGAACAAGCGGAGGAGGUAGCCAUCGCCCUGGCCAUCGCCGACCGCGACUGCCACACGGUGCUGUGUGACUCGAGGCAGGCGGUGAGGAAUUAUGCCAAAAGCAUGAUAUCGAAGGAAGCGGUGCGCAUACUGCAGUCAACCAAGAACGACGGCGGCAGCAAACAAGUGAGAAUCAAAUGGUUCCCCGCGCACGCGGGCGAGGCGUCGGAUCGAAACGCCAACCACAACGAGACAGCACAUGCCGAGGCGCGCGCGCUAACGGACCGCGCCUCGACCGACUGGCCGCUGUGGUUCAGCACCAAGGACCGAAUGACCGACUACAACGAGAUAACCAAGGCUUUCCGCCUAGCUCGCAGAACUCUCCCACCACCUUGCUCGGGGCUCAGUCGAGAACAAGCCGUUUUAUUUAGACAGCUGCAGACGGGCUCACUCCCCAGCCCGUUGCUGAUGCAUAGAAUGUAUCCCGAGGCGCACCCGACAGACAAGUGCAGAGUCUGCCGAAGGGAGACGGCCGGCUUCGCACAUAUGCUGUGGGAUUGUAUCAAGUACCCGGAAGAAUCAAAGUCUGGGAGCAUCCCGCUGCGACUUGAAGCAGCCGCAGGGAGCGAUAAUCAAGAACAACAACUCUGGGCCGUCCAGCAGGUCAUCGGGGCGCUGGCCCGGCAGGGACCCAGCGCCCAGAAGACGAUGUAGGCCCCGUCCGGAGCGCGCGCGCAAGCGCGCGUUUUACUGCAGGCUAAAAUAAAGUUUACC
Messenger RNA from Ixodes scapularis (black-legged tick), 3496 nucleotides. RefSeq lists its product as uncharacterized. Gene Ontology annotation, molecular function: nucleic acid binding. The transcript has 2 exons. The record is from RefSeq and is a predicted model, not a curated record. The coding region runs from base 263 to 3436 and encodes 1057 amino acids. NCBI's taxonomy places the organism in Eukaryota, Metazoa, Arthropoda, Arachnida, Ixodida, Ixodidae.